Tricharina praecox is the source of this 1180-nucleotide messenger RNA. RefSeq lists its product as uncharacterized. The coding region runs from base 125 to 769 and encodes 214 amino acids. The record is from RefSeq and is a predicted model, not a curated record. NCBI's taxonomy places the organism in Eukaryota, Fungi, Ascomycota, Pezizomycetes, Pezizales, Pyronemataceae. The transcript has a single exon.
CUGCGGGUUGGGUGGGAAGAUAACGCAGCGGCGAGUGCCGAAGAUGAAAUGAAAUUGCUUGCGUGAUAUCUUAUGAUCUGUUCUUGUGUCACGAUGGCCAUCAUCUGCACCCCUGACCAAAGCGAUGUGCAAUGAGCGUUGGGCAUCUGGGCGGACAUAUGGGCAUCGCCAAUUCGCAAAAGUUCCCAUCGCCCCCAACACUGAGAGUACGAAAGCAACAUUAUUCACAGUCCCAUUCCAUCCCGUAGAUGUUCUACCACCACGUCCUACCGCGGCCCAGCACACGCCCCCUGCUCGCACCAAAAGCUUCCAAUGCGAUCAUCAUUUUCCCGCAACCUUCCAUCACGCCUAUCCUUUGCCGAGAAUAGGUACUGUGCCGGAUCGCACCCGUCGCCCGCAUAGAAAUCGCAGCACCCGUUCGCGACCGCGUAGCUCGAGAUCUACCCCCCCUCCCCUCUCUGCAUCAGCGUCUCUCCCUCUCUCUUCAUCAGUGGUAUACGGGGGGAGGGGGAGGCAAACACGGCCACGCCGCUGUCCAACCCCGUGGCACAGCUUGGUCACCACCAUCCCCUGGAACGAGGCGCCGCGGAAGUUCGCGUUGUCGAAGAGCUCGACCCAUACGUGGAUCGGGCCGAUGAUGCGUUGUUGCUGCUGCUCCGGGGCCGUGGCGGCGACGGUGAUGGCGAGGGUGGAGAGGAUGAGCGCGAGGAGGAGGUGGAGGACGUGUAGGAGGUGCAUUGCGUCGUGUCGUGUCGCGCGUGGUGUGUGAGUGGGUGCUGUCUGGUGGGAGCCGUAUGGUGGGUGUUCGAUGCGGGGUUUUAUCGGUGGUCGUCGUCGGCCGUGAAAGGAGGCGCGUGGUGCACCACUUGGAUGGAUGAAGUGCGGUUUGUUUGCGGAGUGCAGCUGCGCGAGGUCACACUGACGCUGAGCUGCUUGUGUUGUGCUGUGCUGUGCUACAUACAAUGCUACAUACGAGGAGUGCAAUCGGUGGGCACCGGGGGCGGAAUCGGUCACACUCGAGCUCGUCGAGAAGGUGCGAGUUCAUCCAAGGCACCGGUAUACGGUAUCAUGCAUUUCUUGCGAAAGAAAGUCACAGUAGGCACCAAUACUUCGGAUCUCGUGAGACGUUGACGUGAGGAUGAUACCGUAGUUACUGAUGUGUACUUAAGCUUAGAUACCU